AGCAUUUAAGUGUUACACCGGAAGUACCGCAUGUUUGUAGUAGUUACAAACAUUGAAGAAUGUGGACUGUAUAUACCUUUUAAUACCUCAUGGAUGAUGAACAUACUAAGGACUACCGGGAGCCGUGCCUGGUGUGCUCCGAGGUGGACUGGGGGCUGACGGAUGAGGGCAAGUUCUACUGUAGGUCCUGCCAGAACGUCAUCGAGAGAACCAAAGAAUUGGACCCUGAGGACGUCUUUUGUGGUUCCAGCUCAAGAAUCUCCUCUAUUUCUCAAAGUCUACGGCAGAAGAAAAAACUAGAGCGAGGCCGGGAAUGGAUGGUGUGUGAGGCCUUCCAGUUUAUCCUGCAGAAGCAAGCCAGCGCUCUCCUGGAGAUGGGCGUGGACCCACAGUUCAAGGACGGGGUACUGCUGACGUUCUGGAGGCGAUACCUGCAGAAGAGCCAGCAGGCCUACAGCAAGCGCAAGGAGCGGGCGAGACUGGUGUCGGAUUGCUCCGAGUCGGACAGCGCCCCGGGAUCCGUGUUGAGCGGCUGGUCUGAGAGCGACGAGGUGGACACGGAGCUCGGCUCGGUCUCGGGGUGCAGGUCCCCAAGCUCCGCGGUGUCCAGCGACGUGGCCUCGGUGUGCUCGGGCUCCCUGGACGGAGGGCAGUACAGGUCGAAGGCCCGGCGCUGCGGGAUGCUGAUGAGCCUGCCCAUGACGCUGGCCUUCUGCCACCUGUCCCUGCUGUGGCUGAGGGAGCCGCUGGCGCUGGCCGACCUCCUCAGGUUUGUGGCAGCGGGACUCAUUCCAUACGUGAAUGUCUAUCAGAUCCUCCCCGAAGAGAUGAGACUGUUCGGCCAGGACCUGCAUAUAUUUCGGACGGAGUCCAUCCCUUCACAUAAGAGCGUUCAGAAGGAGGCGCACCGCGUGGCAGUGUUCCUGGAUCUGCCGCGCUUUCCACCAAUCACAGAGGACUGCUUCCUGCAUCCCAGCGUGCUUUGCAUCAAGUACCUCAUGGAGGCCAACUUACCAGAUGAGCUCCACAGCUGGGUCUGCCGGGUGAUCAGCCACACUGGCAUGGGCAAGGAGGCCUUCCUGACCUAUGACCCCUUGCAUAAAAAAACACAGCCCCUCAACUACGACAUCCAAGCUGCGGCCCUGAUCAUCGUGACUUUAAAGCUGCUUUUUAAGCUGGAUGACAAGAUGGAGUGAAAAAACGAGCUUCAGUUUCCGGAAAUGGUUCAAGACGGUCAAGCAGACGCUGGACGAGGCGCUGGAGAAGGAGGAGCGGGAUGUGGCC
This is a messenger RNA of Lepisosteus oculatus (spotted gar), 1284 nucleotides long. NCBI's taxonomy places the organism in Eukaryota, Metazoa, Chordata, Actinopteri, Semionotiformes, Lepisosteidae. The record is from RefSeq and is a predicted model, not a curated record.